Rhinolophus ferrumequinum (greater horseshoe bat) is the source of this 1006-nucleotide messenger RNA. It is a transcript of the gene RNASE1, whose product is annotated as ribonuclease A family member 1, pancreatic. Lineage: Eukaryota; Metazoa; Chordata; Mammalia; Chiroptera; Rhinolophidae. Gene Ontology annotation, molecular function: RNA nuclease activity; nucleic acid binding. The transcript is spliced from 4 exons. The record is from RefSeq and is a predicted model, not a curated record. Bases 303 to 773 code for a protein of 156 amino acids.
CCCUUUUCUCCCACUGCUUUCUAAUAACCCUGUCCUUGUUUGUACCGGAGCUCUUAUCAAGGAGUCCUGGUCAAUAAUGAAUGCUAUCAGAAGAGCUGGCACAAAUGGACUGCUCUUAGGAAGCCAAGCCGCUUUGUAAUCUCCAUAAAGUCCACAGUCCAGGGAUCCAGCGACUGCAGAAACUGGCCUUCCACUUGCUCUCUCCUGGAAUCCGAGCUAGAGACCCAGGUAGUGGUCCAAGAAGUGGAUUCAGGAGCUGCUUUUGCUUGAGGGUAGGUUCCUCUUGGGGGAGUGAGGCCACCAUGGCUCAGGAGAAGCCCCUCUUCCUGUUCCCACUGCUAGUCCUCGUGCUGCUGGUGCUGGGGUGGGUCCAGCCUUCCCUGGGGAAGGAAUCGCGGGCCAUGAAGUUCCAACGACAGCACAUGGACCCGGACAGCUACCCCAGCAACAACCCUAACUACUGCAACCAAAUGAUGAGGCGCCGGGAAAUGACGAAGGGAUCAUGCAAGCCGGUAAACACCUUUAUCCACGAGCCCAUCGUAGAUGUCCAGGCCGUUUGCCUCCAGGGAAAUGUCACCUGUAAGAAUGGUCAGCCCAACUGCCAUCGGAGCAGCUCCAGCAUGAACAUCACGGAUUGUCGCCUGACGUCCGGCUCCAAAUAUCCCAACUGUGUGUACCGGACCAGCCAGAAAGAGAGGCACAUCAUCGUGGCCUGCGAGGGGAAUCCAUAUGUGCCGGUCCACUUUGAUGCUUCAGUAGAAGUCUCCAUCUAAGACCAGAACAGCAAGAUGCCUCGCCUCAUUAUUGCGUUACCUGCCUCUCCCUUCUUCCUUCCUUGCCCUAAGAGAAAUAAUUCAAGUUAGGGCUCCUAUCCAACACAACUUGCUUCCUUGGCCUGAGGCUUGCCCCUGUGUGGUUUGGUAGGUGAGGAGUGAGUUGUGAGGUGGGCCCCAUGUUAAACCACUUCACCUCUUCUUUCAAUAAAACUCAGUUGCAACCACCUGAA